GUUUCCCACCCAACGGAACAGCAGCCUGUAAGCUCUCUGCGAGACCAUUGUCGGUUUGCUCGUGGCAGUAGAAACCUCGAUAUUCGCCAGAACUUCCAGUGUAACCCUCUGUGGUUUUUAUUUCAUCGCCUUCUUGAGCUUGGCGAGUAACCAGCUCCACUCCAUCGCGCGUUUUUCUCGCUGGCUCGAGCAUGCCACCGUCCGGAUGCGUCUCGAAUCAAUGUCCCACCUUGGGAUUUUGCCAUUCGACAAUUUUGGAGUCGAAUUCGCUCCGCUUCCGCCACCGAAUCGCAUUUUUUUGCCGCGGGCAACCUCCGCUCUCAGAGGAGGGGGGUGGGCGACAACUUCGCGGGCGUUGCGGAAGAAACGGAUCUGGCGUCGCACGCCCGAAACCUUGCUUCCGCGGAUUCCUUCAGACAGCAAAAUCACUUCCGGUCUAGUCGCGGUAUAAACUUUUAAGGCGGGCAGCAUGGCCACCGUAGACUCCAGAUUAUCCGAGCCAUACAGGUAAUAGUUUCAUCUGCCCGAACCUGUUGUUCCCUCUCCGUUCUAGCCUCCCUCCCCACCCCAUGCCUUCUACCUCCUACUCCCUCCCUCCGUCUCACAUAGAAAUACGCAGUCCCACCAGAGCCAUCUUCAGUCCACGAGUUUGUUUCAAUCACUUUCCAGCAAUUCAGCUUACAGCUUCACUUCGGCUCCCGUGUCUCCUUACCGCUCCAGCUGUAGGUUCGUGCUCUAAGCUUGUCGAUUUUCCCUCGAGUUUCUCCUCCCUCAUCAUCUAGCAGCUAUUUCGCAUGGCAGCAGUCGCCGAGAAUCCAUCGUUUGCUGAAGUGCUCAACAUGUGGAGGCUUAGAGAGCAAACGCCGGUUCAUGUGCAGCUGACCUCAACUCGGUGCUCGGUUGCAGAGGUAGACCGGUCGCAGGACGAUUCUUCUCAGAGCAGCACGAGCAGAGACGUCUCCAGCACACCUGGCUCGGAGGUCAGCUCCAUCGUCCCUCUCAGCACAGCAAGCAGCAGGGACUUCAGUGAGAUCAGAAGCAACGACAACGUCAGUGAAACCAGUGUCAGUGAUGACGUUGAUGAUGUCAGCUGCGAUGGCAGCAUGGAAUCCAGCUGGUGCAGCAGCAGCGAUGACGCCAGCAGCUGCUGUGACACUGUCAGUGCUUCAAUCGUUCCCAGCAGCACUGAGAAGAGCAGCGCCGCCAGCAGCACGCUCUUCAGCUCACCAGCUUUGACUAUAAUGUUGAACCUGGCGACAAGUGCACGCAAAUCACUUGCAGCCAGGAGGCCAGCUACAAGAAUGGGAGCAGCCAAAGCAAGGCUGCUGCCAUCCCUCAUUCCGAAACCUGGCAGCAGCAGGAGAGAGAUGAUGAUUCCGGUGUGGAGAAGACAGGAUGCGGACUUGGUGCUUUAGUCACUAAUCAAGAUACUAUGCGCUACAGAAGGCAUCAGCAUGAGUGAAAUGGAGGCGUGGGAUGCAGAAUGUGCUUUCUGAUGGACCCAAGGCAUUUGGGACCUGUGUGGUGAAGAGGGCUUGCAUCCUCCUAGUGCAGAGGCCGCCUGGUGCUGCUGCAGUGCUCCUGGUGUAUUGUCAGCUAGUGGGCUAGUAAAUCCUUGUACUAAAGCUGCUAUUUAUUU
Closterium sp. NIES-67 is the source of this 1639-nucleotide messenger RNA. NCBI's taxonomy places the organism in Eukaryota, Viridiplantae, Streptophyta, Zygnematophyceae, Desmidiales, Closteriaceae. The record is from the annotation of a GenBank genome assembly.